AGAAUAUUAACGAUGCCGAAUACUCGUUGUCAUUCUGGAUUAGAAAGUUUUAAAGCAACUGGAUUAUACAACUAGCAAGGGACUGAAAGUGUUGUUCAUUUUUGGUUUGAUGUCAUUUGCAUGGAAAUAAGCACUUUUAUUUCAAAGGGAAUAUUGUGUGUAAAUUCUAUUUUGGCGGACUGAAUAUUUAUGAACGUGUGUCACUGAAGUCAACACACUAUGUCAGAAAUGGAGGUUACCGAUGGUCAUCCAGGUCCCAGAGAAAGACUGAGAUCGGAUGGCGGGAGACUUACUGCAGAGGAGAUGGACACAAAGAGAAAACAGAACAUUGCUUAUGAGUACCUGUGUCACUUGGAGGAGGCCAAAGUGUGGAUAGAGGCCUGUAUUAAUGAAGAGCUUCCUCCUACUACAGAACUUGAAGAAGGCCUACGUAAUGGUGUCAUCCUGGCAAAGCUGGGACACUUUCUGAACCCUCAAAUUGUACCCCUCAAAAGAAUAUAUGACAAAGAACAGACACGAUUUCAGUCUCGAGGAUUACAUUUCCGACACACAGACAACAUUAACCAUUGGUUCUCUGCAAUGGAGAAAAUUGGCCUUCCACAGAUAUUUUAUCCAGAGACGACAGAUAUUUAUGACCGGAAGAAUAUGCCGAGAACAAUAUACUGUCUCCAUGCCCUCAGUUUAUAUUGCUUCAAGCUUGGAAUUGCUCCACAGAUUCAAGAUUUGUAUGGCAAAGUACAAUUCACAGAGGAAGAAAUCAGUGCCAUGAGACUAGAAUUGGAAAAGUAUGGAAUCCAAAUGCCAGCAUUCAGUAAAAUAGGAGGAAUUUUAGCUAACGAGCUCAGUGUGGAUGACGCUGCCUUACAUGCUGCCAUCAUCGCCAUCAAUGAGGCUGUUGAUCAUGAAAAUUCGGAGGAGACGAUGGCAGCACUUCAAAAUCCGUCAGCCAUGUUGGUGAACCUGAGGACUGAUGGAUCAGAAGAUUACCAGGAAUUACUUUUCUGUGCAAAACAAACCAAGAGAGACAUCGCACACAAUAAGAGUUUAGACCCAGAUGGUAACUACGAACAUGACGUUUACGAUGAACUGCUGACGCAGGCAGAGAUCCAAGGCAACAUCAAUAAAGUUAAUACAAUACAUGCCUUAGACCGUUUAAAUGAUGCCCUGAUGAAGAUGGAUCCCACCCUGUUACUCCAGGCGCUAAAGUCACAGUACCUCGGUCUGAAAGGCGUCAAGGAUGACAACAUACCUUACUAUAGGGAACGUCUCAAGGAGUCUUAUGAAAAUAAACAGAAUAACAAUGGAGAAGAAGAUGUGAUACUGGAGAGGGAAGAAAUCCAACAAGCUGUGUCAGCAGCCAACUUGGAUGCUGAUGUAGAAUACCAAAAAGCUCAGUCUGUGAUUGCUAUCAAUGCAGCCAUCACUAAUGGAGACCCUGCCAUGCUCAUGAGGGCUCUUCAGAACCCUGCGGCAAAACUACCGCCAGUCAAUCCCUAUGGCGAUGCCCUUUAUCUCGAAGAGUUCUUUAACAUGCGCCAGGAGAAACAGGAUGACCUGGACUAUGAUGAAAUAUAUGCUGCAGUAAAAGUAUUGUCUGCCGUGGCUGCUAUCAACGAAGCAGUAGAAGUAGGGGACCAAGGUGCUACAUAUAAAACUCUGGCAAAUGAAGAUGCUUGUAUCCCUAACCUAGAGGAGCAGAACCUUGAUCGUUACCAGAAAGGAUUGGUGAACGCAAGGGCAACAAAAACUGAGAGUAUUCAGGAAGCGGGUGAAUCAGCUGAGAAAGUUAGUGUACCGUGUACACUGCUGACCCACUUUGAAAUUUGUUCCUGUGUAGAUCAAGUCAACCAACAGGUCUCCGAGGAACAUCAGCGAGUUCUAGCCAUUGGAGAUAUCAACAGUGCUAUCAAAGAGGGCAACCCACAAGUAACAUUGACUGCCCUCAAGGAGCCCACAGCCAAGUUAGACAAUGUACAGGAUGGCAACGCAUACAGAUACCAGGUGUUAUUGUGUCGAGAAGUCGCCUCCAAAGAACAGGAAUCCAGUGACGGGGAUGCUGAAUUAUGGGUAGAAGAAAUACAAAAUGCCAUCGGAAAUGCUAAUAGAGAUGCUGAGGUCGGACUGAAAACAUCCUUGGCUGUCGAAGAAGUGAACAAAGUAACUGGUGAAAACGAUAGUGACCUACUUUUGGACGCCUUGACCACAAGUGACCUUGCCUUACACAGUGUUGUUCCUGAGUGCAAAGAUAUGUACCUUCAGAGACUGGUGGAGGCAAAAAACAGCAAAGCCCAAAAAGGGGAAUGUGGAAGUGGUUGGAUGAUGAACCGAUUAAAAGAUGGCUCCAAGUUUUUCUAUAACACUCAUGACCAGGAGUAUUCGUGGAGCCGACAGGAUGGUGUGUGUAAGGACCACGAACUGCUUACUAAGGAGGAAGUACAGAAAGUGGUAUCCGAAGUGACUGCAGAACAUGACCGAGAACUUUUAUUUAAAGCCAAUGAGAACUUUAUUGUACGGAUACAGUCCUGUGUGAGAGGGUACCUGGCCAGGAAAGCCUAUACUGAAAGAGUCAACUUCAUGAACACACAACUGCCAGCAAUAACUAAAAUACAGGCCUGUUGGAAAGGUUAUAAACAGCGUAAGGAAUACCAGGACAGAAUGGCUUACCUGAAAGAUAAUUAUGAUGCUGUCGUCAAACUGCAAGCUCUUGUUCGUAUGUGGAGGGAGGCCAGCAAAUAUCGCCGUCGGCUCAAAUAUUUCAAAGACCAUGAAGCUGAUGUGAUUAAAAUCCAGGCAUUUGUACGUUCUAACAAAGCUAAGCAUGACUACAAAGCAUUAAUGCAUGAAGACAACCCUCCUCUCAACGUCGUCCAGAAAUUUGUACAUUUGCUGGACACCAGUGAUGUAGAUUACUCAGAAGAGAUAGAACUUCAGAGGCUUAGACAGCAGGUAGUGACAGAGAUCCGGUCAACACAGCAGCUAGAGCAUGACCUUGACACUAUGGAUAUCAAAAUUGGGCUUCUCAUCAAAAACCGAGUUUCUCUACAGGAUGUCAUCACACACGACAAAAAAUUAUCCAAACACAAGGAGAUGAGCCUGAAUGCACCGAAAGGUUUGAAGGCCUUAAGUAAAGACUGCCAUGACCGACUGGAGGCCUACCAGUAUCUCUUCUAUCUCCUACAAACCAAUCCGACCUACCUCGCCAAACUGAUCUUCGAGAUGCCGCAGAGUCGCACGACCAAAUUCAUGGAGUCAGUGAUUUAUUCUUUGUUUAACUACGGCUCUAACCAGCGGGAGGAGUACUUACUUCUGAAGCUGUUUAGAAAGGCUCUGGAAGAAGAGAUAGCACUGAAGGUAGACAGAAUGUCUGACUUUGUGACAGGAAAUCCACUUGUAGUGAAAAUGAUUGUGGGAUUUAACAGGAAUCAACGGGGUCAGAAUUCAUUAAGAGAAAUGUUAAACCCAUUGGUUACUGAAGUCAUUGAGGACAAAAAUCUACGCAUCAAUACAAAUCCAGUAGACGUGUAUAAAACAUGGAUCAACAUGACUGAGUCAGAGACUGGUAAGAAAAGUGCUUUGCCUUACGACGUAUCAAUAGAACAAGCUUUAGCACAUGACGAGGUACAGAAAAUGAUUCAGCAGUCAAUUGCUAAAUUACAGCAAGUUACAGAAAAAUUCCUCACCACCAUUUUACAGUCACUUGACAAAAUUCCGUAUGGCAUGCGAUACAUGGCCAAGGUUCUAAGAGAAGCUCUGAUGACCAAGUUCCCCGAGGCACCGGAAAAGGAUGUCUUAAAGAUUGUAGGAAACCUGCUCUACUACCGAUACAUAAACUCGGCCAUUGUUGCUCCUGAUGCCUUCGACAUCAUCAACGUAGGUGCUGACAGACAACUAACCAAUGACCAGCGACGAAAUCUGGGUUCGGUUGCCAAAAUUUUACAAUUUGCGGCUGCAAACAAAGGGUUUGGCGGUGAGAGUUCCUAUCUGUCCAGUAUGAACACUUACAUACGAGAGGCACAUGAAAAAUUCAAGCAUUACUGUGUAAUGGCUUGUGAUGUGGAGGAAUUGGAGGCCAAAUUUAACGUUGACCAGUACUCAGACAUAGUGACCAUCACCAAACCGGUCAUUUAUAUCUCUGUGUCAGAGAUAUGUGAUACACAUCAGAUGUUAGUGAUGCAUCAAGAUGAGAUUGCUCCAGACUCCAAUGACUCACUACAUGAACUUCUGGAAGAUCUCGGAGAGGUUCCAACAGUAGCAGAACUUUUGGGAGUUGAUCUGCCCGAGGAAGAAACAAUGCGAGAUACAGUGGUAGCACAACUGGGAACAACAGAAAUAACACUCACACUUACAAAUAAGUUUGAGGUGCCAGAAGAUGACCAGUCCAAUGUUAAACAGCUCCUUAUAAGAACAAAGCGUCUGGUGGUAGAUGUUGUGGCAUGUCAACCGGGUGACACACUGACACAAAUCUUAGAGUCCCCAGCUACAGAUGAACAGGAGGAACUUCACCAAGCCCUCGUCAAAAAACGGGAGCUACGUGAUCGGAAAGCGUCUGCGAAACAGGGAGGAAAGGGACUAGUGCGUCACCCCUCCAUGUUGUCAGAAACCAUGUUAUCAAUACAAGUUAUGAAGACCAAGAUCAAAAAGCAGCUACAGAAUUUAGAAUUGGAUGGAGUUGUCUCCAGGAAAAAUGACUUCCAGGAUCUAGUCAGCAUGAUUGCACAGGACAUCCGUAACCAAAGGCGUUACCGUAAUAACCGUAAACAAGAGCUGAUGCGUAUACGUUCUACGCUGAAGAGCCUGCAGGAAAAACGUACAUUUUACGAGUCUCAGAUCGACUAUUACAACAGAUAUGUUAAAACAUGUAUGGAGAAUUUACAGCAGAAGAGCAAUAACAGGAAGUCACGAGGAAUAUUCAAACGUGGUGAUGGCAAUGGCAAGGUGUCUUAUGAGUCUGUGAAGUACAGUGCAUCCAAGCUUCAUGAGAAGGGAGUCAUUCUAGAUGUUGAGGGACUACCCAAUAGCCAAUUCAAGAACGUUAUGUUUGAGAUUUCUGCCACAGCAGAUCCAGGAACUUUUGAUGUCAAUGCUAAAUUCAUGGGUGUAGAUAUGGAAAAAGUGGAACUUGUGUUCCAGGAUUUGCUCCAGCUCCAGUAUGAGGGCGUAGCGGUUAUUGAGAUGUUCAACAAAGCUCGUAUCAAUGUCAACCUUCUUAUCUUCUUAUUGAACAAAAAAUUCUAUGGUCGACAAACGAAAAAAUAACAUUUCCUGUUUUAGGUCCUGUGUUCAGGUAGAGUUAUCUACCCUCGUCCAUAUCUUCUGUUGAUCUUGCCAUUCAAACUCGAAGUAAAAAGGGUGAUACCAUCUGAUUCUAGUGAGCUAUGUGACUGCUGUCAGAGGUCAUAAGGAGUAAUAACUGCUUGACUACAGAUAUACAUGUCUGAAUACAGGAAACACAAAGCUGUCCUUCAAGGCACUGCACCAACGCCAUAAUCAUGCUAAACCACUGCUGGUAGUUUAGGUGUUGCAUCAAAAUUAGAAAAUAUUUCAAAACUUGUGUUUUUGUUUUACAUGAAUGACAAACAACUUAUAUCUGAGAUUGAAAUUUAAUGAUAGAAAUGUCAAUAGCACCAACUUCUGCUUAGGAAAAAAAAACCAUUGCAUAUUGGUUAACUUGAAUGGAAAAUUUUCUGGUGAAACAAAUUCUGUGUGGUUUGUGUGUGUUGAUGUGACAUUUACUGCAGAUCUUUUUAAGGAUAGAUGAUAUGCUUUAAAUAUUUCUGUUGACAUUUUCUCUAUUAAUAUUUAUAAGCAUUACAUAAUCAGUCAGAAGACAGUGAGUGCUGUUUAUCUUCUUUUACUAAAACAUUACUAAUAAAAUAUAUAUUUUUGACCUUUCUUAUUAAAGGGGUAGACAUACACAUAUUCAGCAAUGAGAGUCCAUAGUUAUAAAGACCAGCUGAAAACAGUUAAUUAAUCUGUGAAACUACUUAUCUUUCACUCUUUUAAAGCUUCAUUUUCCGUCGUUUACAUAUACCUGGUAAGGUAAAUAUUUACGACAAACCACAAUUUUCGUAAUGUUUGAGAUGAAAGCUAGUUUAGGAAGAGUGAUCUAUUGAUUUCAUUGAUUAAUGCUGUACAACUCCUGUCUCAGACUGACAGACUUCUGACCAGGGAAAGUCUGUCAAAUUAAGAGCUAUAGGUCGGUCUCUGUUGACCAGAACCAAGCAGGCCACGCACUGUAGCCUCAUGUAGCAUUCAAAUAGCCAUUAUAUUGCCCUGUCUGGGGGAAACCAGUUAUUUAAUAUUGAUCUAUGCAGAGCAGAAUCAUCAUUGAUCUGUCUGGGGGAAGAUUUCUCUGUGUGCUGUAAUUAAUUUAACAUUGAUUUAUACAUAGCAAUUUGAGAAAAAUAUUGUUUUGUCCAUGGAAUCAUUAACUGCAACAUCAAGGAAGUAACUCAUUAUUAUUAUCCAAUUAUCAUAUUGCUAGAAUUUUUCAAAUGACUUGCAUUCAAACCACUUUCAAACUUUACCUUUGAUAUAGAGUUUAUAUCUUCCUCAAAAGAUCUGGCAGCACAAAGCCUAGGUCAUUUUGAAAGUAAAUGUGAAAGUUAUUGAAAAUUUCAUUUUUCUUGUCUUUACGCAUUUAUUUUCCUUUUCGAGAAGGUUUGGUUUGAUUUCUAUGAAAUAUACAAGACUUUUUGUCGGAUGUCGCAUUUCUAUACAAAUGACGCAUGAUUUCCAAUGUUUAAAUGUUUUAAUAUGAUGAAGAAACCGUGCAAGGGGCAAUGCCAAUAUUCUUCAGAUUAGUCAGUAUUUAUGUUUUAAUGUAAUUUAUAUAUUUUGUAUGAGGAAGCUUGUAUGCAAUGUUUAUAACAAAGUUUUAUGAAUUGUUUACUGGUACUGUUUGUUUACUCUUGUCUUUCCUAUUCCUUCCUCGUGUAAAACACAAUUUUGUUUUGUUGGUUUGAAAUCUAUGCGAAAGCAAUAUAAUGGGGUUUGCUACAGUUUUACUCCUCAUAAAGUUUUUGGUUUUUUGAUUUCAUGGAGAGGGGAAGGCUAUUGAGUAUUUCUUCCGUGUGAGACAAAACUAAUUCUGGCGGAAUCAGAAUUCUGAAUAUUUUUCAGUGCAACAAAUUCACAAUGUUCCGCAGUUGUUUUGAGCUCAAUAUUCUGUCCCAAAUGUAAUUUAUUAUCAAACUAGACAGGCUUUGAAGUUGAAUACGCUUUCGUAAGUAUGUUUUUGUGCUGGGGACAGCCAUUAAAAUAUUGCUAGCUCGUAGAGAAGAAAAUUUCACCAAAGCAACGAAUCCUUGUUAGUGCAAUAUUUUCUGAUGCUUACCAACGAAAGAACACUUGAAAUGAUUGAGAUGAGUUAACAUAUUAUAGAAUGCUUACAUUUGUACCAGAAAUUUGAUUGUUGAUUUCAAAGCUAGACUUGAACACUGAAACACAAUUUACACAUGAUCACAGAUUUAGGUUUGAUUUUUUUACAACUUGGCAGGACCAAAGCUAUUUCUUCUUUCUCUAGGAAAGCUCCAACAAUUAACGUACAAAGUUAGGCGUCAUAGAUGAUAUAAAACCUUGUUAUACUACCAAUUAAUGUCCAGUCAAACUUUGGGAUCACUGUUAGCGAAUUUGACAGAAUCUGGAGAGAAAGAAUUUUUAUUGAUUUUGAGAAACACUGGCAUCAAGAUUUUAAUGUGCCAUUAGGUUUUACUUAUAUUUUUGCUGUUCACUUGUGUGCUUAUUUUUUCCUUUUUUUCUUUCUUUAGACUUGUUGACAAAUAACUUCUACAAAUAAUUGGAUGUACAGAUGAAUCUUUAUAAUAUAUGAGCACGAAUUUAAAUGUUUGUUAUACAGUGUAAAAAAAAUUGUAUGGUAUUUCCAGUGCUGUCUUAACGGUAUCAAUGCAAUUGACAUGGUAUAUCAACUUCUGAAUCUUAUGUUUUUCAGUUUAGAAGAAGACAAAAAGUAAAUGAUAGCUUAGGUUGAGCCCAGUGAAAAAUUUCAUUUUGUUCUGAAAUUCUUUGAAUUCAAUGUUUUUCAAUGACUUAGUGAUGUAAUUCACUACAAUGUAUUCCUAAAGGCCAACUUAAUGAUGUUAGAUAAUAAAAUUAGUGCUAAGUGGAAAAUUACAGGGGAGGUUUUCACUUGACAAAACCUUAAACAAACCAAGAACAUGAAAAGUAAUCAGGUUUUUUUUUUUUUUUGUACAUGUAAAUUGUAAAAUUACAUUGUACCUGUAGUUUAAUUUUCACAACAUGUAGAAUAAGUUACAAUCUUCUAAUAAAGACUAUUUUACCCACAAAUAAGUUAACAGGGGCAAGGUGAACAAUACAAGCCUCUGGUUCAUAUGGAACCAUUUGAUUAUCAUCAUCUGGAAUAUGUCUUGCUUUAUACUGCUUUCUGAAAUGGAAUCAUGUAGGCUUGCGAAUCGCUAGUUGUGCUUGAAUGCAAAGUAUUUGUUUUGUGAGAAACUUUUUGAAAUAUGAAUAAUUCGAAAUAAUUAUUAUUCCUGUCAAUACCAACUUCCAGCUAAAUGACAUUUGCUCAAACCCUUCAUUAGAAGAAGUAACUUUCCCUUAUUGGAGAUUAGAUUUUAUUCCAGCAGUUUAAUGUUAUGGGACCAACAUUGUAUGUUAUGAAACAAUAAUGACUUCUACAAGAGUUUGAUAUUUCUAGCUGUACUUUCAAGUUUACUAGGCUUUAACCAUGAAAAUAUAUCACCAAUUCAAUAAAAUGGGUUAGCCACUGGAGAAUACCUCCACAUUUAAUCCAGAGGACAUCUGUGCAUGAAACAUGUAAUAAGAAUUUCUGUAAUUUUUGAAGAUAAAUAUGUGCUGAUGGCAUUUAUAGUGAAUUUCUUUAUUUUCAUUCAAGGCUUAUGAUCUGAUUGUUUAUAAUCUAGUGAUAUAUUUUAUAUGUUUUAACUUUUGAUUUCUUGCCCCUGGUGCUACUAGUUAUUUUACUUCUGUAUGCCGUACAGAGUUACCAUUUUAGAACCAUGUGCCGUAUUUGUGACUGAAUAAAAAAUUGACAUGUUAUUGUA
Molecule: messenger RNA, 9047 nt
Organism: Ylistrum balloti
Lineage: Eukaryota; Metazoa; Mollusca; Bivalvia; Pectinida; Pectinidae
Product: ras GTPase-activating-like protein IQGAP1
Exons: 43
Coding region: 220-5256 (1678 amino acids)
Biological process (GO): regulation of GTPase activity; regulation of actin cytoskeleton organization
Cellular component (GO): cytoplasm
Molecular function (GO): GTPase activator activity; actin filament binding; calmodulin binding
Source: RefSeq, a predicted model, not a curated record